Messenger RNA from Uranotaenia lowii, 1353 nucleotides. RefSeq lists its product as uncharacterized. NCBI's taxonomy places the organism in Eukaryota, Metazoa, Arthropoda, Insecta, Diptera, Culicidae. Bases 1 to 1353 code for a protein of 450 amino acids. The transcript has a single exon. The record is from RefSeq and is a predicted model, not a curated record.
AUGAGGUUAGAGUUGCUUAUGGUGUUGGCUUUAAGCCUAGUUUUAUGCGAUGGCCGAAUAGUGGAAUAUCGAAGACCCAGUCGUGAUCGUGAAAUGUGGGAAGAAUCUUACGAGGAGCUUAUUUCUACGGAAUAUUCAAGCCCGGAGGAUAUUUAUGAGGAGCGGAAUACACAACGUGAAAGGACACUGAGAGCAUCGGUUUAUCAACCUAGCUACGGAUUCACUAAAAGUUACAAGCGAAAGUUCAAUGGUGAUGGUGAUUUGAAAAAGCAGAAGAAAUCCAAAUAUGUUCCUAAUAAGAGCCGUGGUAAAUACUUGACUUAUGGCAAGUCGGCAGAACGGAGUUUCACUAGACCGACGCCAAAUUUUGAAGCCGAAUUCGGUGAUCGAAGAAAGGAGCAUCGAUCUGCACCUCGGUAUGAACAGCCCCCGUAUUUCCACCGUCCAUCAGCAUCUAUUCCGCUAAAUCCAACAUACCGGCCUGUUUUGCCGAAACCAGCCUGUCAGCAAAAACUUUUGAUCGGAUGUGCUCCAACGGUUUCCAGAGUGCCUUGCGGAUUUGGUCAAGCGGCGUACUCUCAACAAGACUACGUUCUGGGAUCACCGAAUCCAUCUUUCCAAGCUGAACCCUUCAACCAGGGGCCAUUAGAAAGCCAGUCCUACUUCCAACCACCAGUACAGAGCCCUCCAUCGCUGUACGAUUCUAAUCAAGGUAUUGCUCCAGCACCAUAUGAUCAACCUCCAAAAGCGUUCUAUCAACCUCCGCCACCGUCCGGAUACAACGAUUACCAAGCUCAGUACAAGCCAACCUCAACUCCUACCCGCCCAUCCAAGGUACAUCACACACAAAUCAACUCCUUCAUCCAUAUUAAACCCACAAACCCUCAACAUUCGCCCCCAGCAGCGUAUCAACCCAUCCUUCGACAAAGCAACCAGCCCCAAUUCCCCCAAUUCUCUCCACCGGUCAGCGAGGACGGUCAAGAACCUUCUGCCCAACAACCCCCUGUAAUAUCUGCCUUCCCAACUCCUGCUGCUCCUCAACCCAUUAGUACAACUCCAAAAGUUCCCACUUCAUCACCCAAUCAACCGCCACCAGACAAAAUCCCAGCUGCCAACAAUCCCGAUCAAAAUCUACAACCACUCGUUGUUCCGAGUGCCACAAAUCCACCGCCAGUGGUAGAUCUCUUCGAUGAUACUCCCCCCAAAGAAUCAUCCGGCGAUUAUCCCGAUCAACCAGCCAUCCCCAGCAGCACCCCGGAACCAGCAGUGGCAGUAACAUCGGACCAAAACGAUCGUCAACAAUCACCGCCAGCGGACAAUGAAUCCCAACCGCAACCGACAACCCCAGCGUAG